UGCACACAUACACACAGACACACACAGAGACACAGACGCGCGCGGACAAAACCACACACCCCUCCUUCCUGCAUCAUAGUCUGCUGCUACCAUCACACGUUCACGUAAUACUCCCGUGAACAAGCUGACUUGUUGGAAAUGCUAGAGGAUCCUAAAUCUGUCUGCAACCAGGCUGGCUGUAAAAUCAGUGGAAGAAAAAGUGAAGCUGCAACAGGGAAAAUAUUAAAAUAUUAAACAGUGGAUUGGAUUGCAUUAUCCUACCAGUUUACCUAACUGAAGGUUGUCUUGUGGCAGGUCAUUCCCUGGCUAUAGGGCACGAGCUGCCAUGCCAUUUGGUUGUCUGACACUCGGGCAGAAGAAGGAUUACAACAAUCCCUCAGAUGUGGCCGACAAAUAUGACCUCGGACAAAUUGUUAAAUCGGAGGAGUUUUGUGAGAUAUUCCGAGCGAAGGAUAGGAACACCUUGAAAAUGUCCACCUGUAAAAAGUUCCACAAAAAGGACGGAAGGAAAGUGAGGAAAGCGGCCAAGAAUGAGAUAAUGAUCUUAAAGAUGGUGAAACAUCAUAACAUCCUCCAGCUGGUUGAUGCUUUUGAAACGAAGAAAGAGUACUUCCUUUUUCUGGAGCUCGCUACAGGCAGGGAGGUAUUCGACUGGAUCUUAGAUCAAGGAUACUACUCUGAGAGGGACACCAGCAAUGUUAUGAGGCAGGUGUUGGAGGCUGUAGCUUACCUGCACUCUCUGAAAAUUGUCCACAGAAAUCUGAAGCUGGAGAACUUGGUGUACUUCAAUCGUUUGAAACACUCCAAAAUUGUUAUCAGCGACUUCCAGUUGGCAAAACUGGAAAAAGGAUUCAUCAAGGACCCGUGUGGGACUCCAGAAUAUCUUGCUCCUGAGGUGGUGGGAAGGCAGAAAUAUGGACGACCUGUGGACUGUUGGGCCAUCGGUGUCAUCAUGUAUAUACUUUUGUCUGGAAACCCACCUUUCUAUGACGAUGCCGAUGAAGAUGAUGAUCGUGAUAAGAAUCUUUUCCUAAAGAUUUUGUCAGGCGACUAUGAAUUUGAUUCCCCAUACUGGGAUGACAUUUCAGACUCUGCCAAAACUUUAGUGGCAUCUCUGAUGGAAGUGGACCAAGACCAGCGAUUGACAGCACAGGAAGCUAUUGCACAUGAAUGGAUUUCUGGAAAUGCUGCCUCAGACAAGAACAUCAAGGAUGGUGUGUGUGCACAAAUAGAAAAGAACUUCGCCAAAGCCAAAUGGAAGAAAGCUGUAAGAGUGACCACCCUGAUGAAGAGGCUUCGAGCGUCUGAGCCGGGCGAUCCUGGGGCCUCCGGUCUUGUUGAAGGAGCUGCAGCUGAGCCCAGCGGGGCUCCUGCUCCUGCAGCUGGGGGCAGCAAUCUCUUUGCUGCCAGCCUCAAGGCAGCUCUCAGCGAAAAGGCUCCUGAGACACAGACUGCCACCAUCACCGCAGUCUCCCUGCCCAGUGCAGGCAGACAGGAAGAGCAGCCACAGGCACCGUGCAAUGGUGAUGUUACCCAAGUGUUGCCAGAGAAAAAGGAAGACUAGGCGCCAAACAAAUAUGAGAGGAGGACCAACAAGCACAUGUGAAGUACAGCCAAUACAUUUGGCAUUAUUAUACCAGGUCUAUGUGGUUUGACUACCCCUUAGUUUGCAGAGUUAUUUCAUCACAUCAUGCAUUUAAUCAUGUUGCCUUCUGUAUUGAUUGGUCUAUUGAAUAGUGUUCGCUCCUCUCCUUUGUUUUUUGUGUACCAUGCAGUCCCUUUAAUAAAGCUAGUUGCAAAGUAGCUCUUAUGUUGUUUCCUUUCCCGUGAAAACUGUUAAAACAAAAUGUAAUUUAGUGGAAUCUGCUCAUCUUUAUUCCACAGCUCUUGUAUAUAGUUGUAUUUGUCACUUGCUGGUUAUCAGUUUCAGAACUUACAAUCCGGAGUUCAUUUCUUGUAACUUGAAAUUAUAAGUUGAAUGAUUUGUUUAAAAAUAUUUGGACAAAAUGCAUUGAUUUUAUUAAAAUACUAUGCUUUUCAGUAGGAUAUUUUAGGAGUUAAAGACAUUUAAUUAUUUUUAAAAAGGUACAAAAAACACAUGAGACACUGAUGACUACCCUAUGAAGUUAUGUAACCAUCCCAUACUAUGAUUAAUGUGUUUUCAACUUAACACCCUGAUAUCUGCUGGUUUACCUUUUUUGCUGUAAAAUUUCAGUCAACUUACAAUUUUAAUUAGCAAAAAAGCAUAUUUUAAGUUAAGUGCCUUAAUAUUUGUUGCAGUAAUGUACGUUAUGUUUCAACAGAAUCGACAUGAUAAUAAUUACUUACUGAUUUCUUUGAAAUGUUUUGGUGUUUCCCUUUGCCUUUCUGUUGAGUUUUAAGCUGCCGUAUUGAUACUUGUGUUCUGUCCUCUUUCACACACAGAAAAAACUAAAUGUAGGUUGUUGUAUGUGGAGUGAUGUUUUAGCUCAUUGUUGUGUUGUCAAUUGUAAUAAGUACAUUUCUGAGUUUAUAGCGGAGUCCAUGUACUGUGCCACUUUGUAUUUUUGCAAUGUAUGCAUGUGUAUUUUUUUAAUUUAUGUGUGUAUUUAGCAACAUUUAGCUGAGCUAACGGUUUGCUACACUGCUUGUGAAUUAAUAAAAUGAGCAAUACUGAUA
Molecule: messenger RNA, 2658 nt
Organism: Gymnodraco acuticeps
Lineage: Eukaryota; Metazoa; Chordata; Actinopteri; Perciformes; Bathydraconidae
Product: caM kinase-like vesicle-associated protein
Exons: 11
Coding region: 326-1564 (412 amino acids)
Biological process (GO): peptidyl-serine phosphorylation
Cellular component (GO): intracellular anatomical structure
Molecular function (GO): calmodulin binding; ATP binding; calcium/calmodulin-dependent protein kinase activity
Source: RefSeq, a predicted model, not a curated record